Messenger RNA from Ailuropoda melanoleuca (giant panda), 6198 nucleotides. RefSeq lists its product as uncharacterized. The transcript is spliced from 2 exons. NCBI's taxonomy places the organism in Eukaryota, Metazoa, Chordata, Mammalia, Carnivora, Ursidae. The record is from RefSeq and is a predicted model, not a curated record. Bases 3152 to 4249 code for a protein of 365 amino acids.
GCUGUCAUUCCAGCUUCUUCUUUUUAAAUUUGCAUGUCUGACUUAGAUUGUUUCCAGGCAGGUCAGCCGGGCCCUUUGGCAGUUAUAGGAAGAGUAAGGUGGACUGGGAUAUCUCUUCCACAGGAUGCAGCUUUCAGCCCUUGAACCCAGCGGAGAGGAGGUGGUGGGAGGCAGAGCCCUAUAGGAGUUCCGCCCUCUGCCAACUGUGCAUAAACGGCCUUUCCAAAACCAGGUCGGGUCUGAUGGGGAUCACCUGUGUGUUUGAGGUCAUACCUGCAACCCCAGCUUUCCCAGGGACCUGGGCAGAGCGUGGGGUGACACUCAUUCACGCCCCUGGCUUAGUGUGGUCCUGUCCCCCCAUCACCCUGAGCUUGUCUAUAAAAUUGGAGUGAAAUUGAGAGACGUCUGAGGGAAGUUCUACCCCCAGCAUCCCACACUCCCCAGUGCCCUUCACCCAAGUCCCUGGGGCACUUUGAGAGUGAGUGCCCUCCCAUCCAGAGCCCCGUGAGGGGAGAAGGGAAAAUGCGUUGUCCACCCCACCCCUGCCCCCAGCCUCCAGAAAUGAGGGCUGUGGAAGGGCAGGUGGGAUCUCAGUCUUUUCUACCUAAUUUUCAAAAUAAAAAGGCCAAGUUGAGAGUCUGGGCAUCUGGGGCGAGGUGCCCGCUCUAAAGUAAGGCUUGUUAAGGCCGGGGGGGGGGUUCUAGACUAGCCAUAGGUACCUGCUUGUGUACGUUUUUCUGCAGGGAAGGUCUGCAUCUUUCAUGAGUUUCCUGGAGAGGGCAAAUUAAUUUGCAGGCUCCGGACCUGGAUCUUGCUAAGCUGCACCUGCCCACGGGAGCUGAAUAGUUCUCAGGAGGCGACGAACGGGUAGAAGAUGUCAGUCUUAGUGAGGUGGCAAGUUUCUUGUCCUCAGAAGUGGUGCCCAAGGGACUCUAAAUAAGGAGAUGUGUGAGGUGUCUUCCGACUCAAGAUUGGGGGGUCGGUAUGCGGGUUUCCCUGAAGAAGGUGCACCAGAGCACCAGAAAGCCGUAUCUGCCUUGGGUUUGAUGCAUGGAGUUACUCAAAACCGGUGAAGAACAUUUUCUCGAGGUUUUCGGGAGGGUGGGUGAGGUUGGGGUCCUCUUGGAGGCUGCAAGGACUCCUGAAGGUUCUGGGACCUGAUCGCCCCUGGGAAAACAGGCUGACCACGUAUGAUCUCGUCCCUUCUCAGAAACAAUAGAAAACCUUACCCCUCCUUAAAUUAGAGGGUGGUUUUUUUUGUUCAUUUGUUUUCGGGAAUUCAAACCGAUGGGAGCUGCUCCAAUUCAGAAAUGUUCAGGAAAUGUUUUGUUCACUCAUUUUUUAUUGUAGCAAAAUAUACAUGACAAGAAAGUGACCACUUUAAUCAUUUUCAAGUGUGCGGUUCUGUAGCGUGAAAACGCACUUACAAUGUUGGGCAACCGUCACCACCCAUCCAUCUCCAGAACUCUCUUUAUCUUCUCAAACUGAAACUCUGUCCCCAUUGAACACGAACUCCCCUCCCUGUCCUGUCCCCCGGCCCUUGGCUCUCCCCACUGUCCUUUCUGUCUCUAUGAAUCUGACUUCCCUGGGGACCUCAUAGAAGAGGAGAGUCCUACUGCAUUCUUCUGUUUGUGCCUGGCUCCUUUUGCUUACAUGGUGUCCUCAAGAUUCAUCCAUAUCGUGCCAUGAGCCAGCACCUCCUUCCGUUUUCCAGACUGAAUAAUGACCCAUCGUAUGGAUACGCCAUGUUGGGUUUCUCCACCAUCUGCUGAUGGGCCCUCAGGUUGCGUCCAUCUUUUGGUGAUUGUGGAUCAUGCAGCUGUGAAUUUGGGUGUUCAAAUAUGUCUGAGUCCCUGCCUUCAAUUCUUUUGGGGGUAAACUCAGAAGUCGAUUCACUCACUUGUGCCAUUGCAGUCUCUGAAGUCAGGAGGAGACAUUUGAGAACUGCUUGCACGUUUCAAAUAAAAAUAAUGACCCCUUUCUGCCGGGGCCCCUAACAUGAAACAGGCCCAUUUCCCCUAACUGCUACGUGGAAAGGGUUUUUUCAGUUUGUUUGUUUGUUUGAGUCACGUCUUAAACAUAAAGGAAGUCCAAAGGGUCCUCCGUCACUGACUCUGAGAAACAACGGAGUCUUACCCAACCCUCCCAAAAAGGGAACCCGAGUGAUGAGGCUCUUAGUCAAGGUAGGUCAGUCCUGCGCUCAAGGUCAACAAACCGUGCAUGGGAUUUUAGAGCAAAGGGGAAGUUUAGAAAUCUCUUAGUCCAACGGUCCCUUUUGAGAGAUAGGAAAACCAAGCCCCGGGUUGGAGGCCGACGUGGUCAAGCUCAAGGUCACAAAAUCAGACUCAGCCCCACGGGAGGCCCAUGGUGGGGCCUCGUUGUGCAGAAGUCACCAGGCUGCGGCUCCACGCCCACGUGGACGUGGGGGCGCGGGGCCGAGAUUCUGACUCGGGGUCAGGGCACCCUCCAUCGGGAUGGACGGUUUUGGAAGAGAUGUUAACAGCAAGUCUCUUUCCGGAGGCCGAUACCAUCGAGGCCUCUGUUUCAUGAAGAAAUCUUAGGGUUCUUUCACAAUCUCUGCUCUGAGCUCUUUCUCAGAACGGUUCGUGUGAAUCAGAACGGUGUGGUUGUUGAUUAACUACAGUAUAGGUGAUUGGUUCCUGUUUUCUUUUUUUUUUUUUUUCACUCUGCUAACAGGGGCCAAAAGGAAGCUCUCCUGGUGUGUCUGGCCCCCACGGGGAGUUUGAAGGCUGGGCCAUGGGGUUGGCUGUGCCACUCUGCUGGGCUUGGUGGAGGGAACAUUCUAGGGUGGGAGGGAGAGGGACACUGGGGCACUGGGGGCUCUGAGGAGAUCCCAAGAGUAGGCCCUGAGUGUCACUUUCCUCCAGGGACCCCGGAAGCUGGGACCCCUUGCUCAUGAACUUGUGUUGUCCUGACGCCUAACCAGUUGACCUCUAUGGUUUCCUCAGGCUCUGAGACCAAGGGAGCACCAUAGCUUCCUGAAGGAGGUCUUUCUCUCCACUCAGAACUCUCCAGGAAUCCAUGUGGAGCUUCUGGGUUCUAGAAAAGACAGAGAUCAAAGGAAUUUGAUCUCUCCAUCAUCUUGCCCCACCAGCCAGCCUUCUCUCUCUGCCCUGGGCAGGCCGUCUUCAUGGGUGUCCGGGAAGACCAUAGGUGCCAAUUGGCAGAGCCCUGGGCCAAGAGUCAAGUCCCAGCAGGACAGGAGCACGGGGUCUGGAUGAGCCACUUUCCUCCCUCAGCCUCAGUUCCCCCUGUAGGCCUGGAAGACAAUCACUGCUUCCCUUGCCCCCAGUGGGUAUCAGUUCCGUGGCAUAAAGCACACCAGGGAGCUUUAGACACCUCCCUUAGCAUGUCUGCGCACUUCCCUCCGCACCGAGUGCCCACCCCGUGGUCUGACAGUCGAGAGUCUAGAGGCCUGGGGGACAGCCUGGGAUCCGCCUGGGAUCAGGAGCCAGUCCCCAAGCCUUACUCCUCCUCCGCGAAAUGGGGCAGUAGCCACUCAGCUCCCAGGUCCGAACUCACGGGGCUAAGGCUACGCAGAUCCUGGCUGCAAGAAGGAUCUCCUGGCAUUCCAGCAGUUUUAUGCCUACCUUUGGUUCUCUUUGGCUUACUGCUAAAAUACUAUGUAAAAGAUAGUAGAUCAUCUUUGGAUAGAGAGACCGUGGCCCUCGGAGGCUCCCCCAGAACAAGAGACAAAACAACGCAGCCCCCGCCUCCCCUGGCGUGUGUGGGUCUCUGGCUGCCCAGGGUCUGGCCUCCCCAGGGGAUUCCUGGAGCCGUGAGGGGAGGAGGCGGAGGAAGACUGCCCCUGACAGAUAAGGCCACUGUGGGCUUCCCGACAAGCCUGGGGGAGACAGCAGGACAGGCAAGCCUUGGGAGGGCAAAAUCUGACAGCUGGACUGGACCCCAGAGCCUUCCAGUCCCACCUGUUCAUUUCAGAUCCCAGAGGGGAAGGGCCUGGAGCAAGUCCCUGCUCCUGGUCCCAGGCUCAUCCCUGUCCUCAGAGCGAACCUGCUUUGGGGGGGGGUCCUGGGGAUGCAACCAGACAGGACAGGACGUGGGCUGUGCCUGCCUUCCUGAAGUUUCUUCUCCUGCGGGCUGCGAUGCCACCACCUGCUCGGUGCUCCUGCAGCCCCAGCACUACACCGAGCACUUUGCAUGCUUGUUUGUAAUAGGGGUCCUUUCUGCUCCAGCAAUCACAGGAAGGUGGCCUGCGGUCCCCAUUUAGCAGAUCUGGACACUGAGGCCUAGAGUGGGGAGGGCGGGACCUAGGAUUGCCCAGGGUGGAGUGGCCUCACCAGACUCCUGAUGCCCUGGGGGCUCUGGGGAGGGGCAGACAGGCCUGGGUACAGCUGGGGGUCCCUCUCCUGCCUGGCUUGGGGUCACGCCUGGGGGAAGGGGUGACUCCCUGGGCCUGCUCCAAAGGCAGGGCUCCAAGCUGCCUUCUCUAAUCUCCCUCCUCCCAGCCGGCUCCUCGCCUUGGCCUUAUCACCCAGCCCUGGCUGUUGCUGGAGCAGCUGUAAUCCCUUUCCCGCGCUUGGCCCUAUCGUCCCUGCAGCCCCGCAUGGCAGCUGGCCUGGGGAAGGGGCUCCUGCUCCGAGGCCUGGGAAUGGGACCUGCAGAGGAGCAGCCGGGAAUGGGAAUGGCAUUGGCGAAGUAUUUCCUGUGCUCCUGCCUGGGGAUGGCCUGGGGGUGGAGUGGAGAGAGGACCACUCAGAUGUCCUCUGUCUCCCAGGAGCCCUCAGGGGAGCCUCACGGGCUGAGCACAAGGAUGGGAAAUAUCUGGAGAGGGGGCAGGAGAUGCUCUCCUCAUGCGAAGCCAGGAGUGUCGAGGUGUUCCGGCUGGCUCUGCCAUGGCCCGACCCCUGCCCAGGACCAAGCGCAGGGCCCUUUCCUGAUUUGGUCCUCCGUGUCUUCUCCCACCGCCUGACCGGUGGGUUCGGUGACAAUGCAGCUGAGCUGGGCUGCCCACUGCUUAGUUCUCACAGUUGGUGGACAUUGGCUUUUUCCUCCACGUGCACAAAUGCCCUCUGGCUUCCCAGUGGGGUGGCAUGGGGGUCCUCUUGGGCCUUGAGCCCCACACCCAACUCCAAUCCCCCCUUCACCCCACUCAGAGACAGAGAGAGAAGGUUCUUCCGUCUCUGGGCACCGGACUCCGGGCUGGGGCCACGGACAAGGGCAGCGCUGCUCUGGGAACAUCUGUGCCGCAGUAACGUGGCUUUGCCAUCGAGAUGCCCCCCCUUGUUGCAACCUGCCCCCCACCCCCCGCCAUGAUAAGCACUGAGCACAUAUGAUGCACUCACUGGCACCACCAGCCUGGACGCUGCACCUUCCAGAAAAGGGAGUAGGCCCAGAGAGGUGAAGCGUCUGCCCCAAAGUGCACAGAGGGUGAGCUGGGAUUCUAAGUGAGCAUCUGACUCCAAGACCUGAGCUCAGACCACCCCUUCCGUGGCCUCCGAAUGCAGAUCCCACAGGGGAGCAAAAGCAGUUUUCAGGAUGCAGGGUCGGGAGUGUGUCACAUUUGGAGACACCCCUGUCCUUUUUUCUCUGCUCCCAGUGCGACUCAGGGCAUGUGGGCAGGAGCAGACUGACCCUGGGGUUUUCUAGAAGGUGGGCGUAUUAAUUUCCCAGUAAGGGAGCAGUGGGGGGAGGUUAGGGUUUGUAGCCACUGUGGCAAACUACCAGAAACCAGGUGGCUUAAAACAACACAGAAUUUAUUCGUUCAAGGUUCUGGAAUCUAGAGAUCCAAAAUCAAGGUGCCUGCAGGGUCAGUUCCUUCUGGAGGCUCUGGGGGGGGGGCGGUCUGCUGCGUGCCUUUCUCCUGGCUUCUGGGGGAGCCAGCAAUCCUCAGUGCCCCCUCCCAUCUCUGCUCCCGCCUCCAGACGGUGUCCUCCCUGCGUGUCUGUGUCUGUGCGCCCAAAGUUUCCUCGUCUUAUAAGAACCCUAGACCUAGUGGACUUAGGGUCCAGCCUAACUCAGUAUGGCCUCGUCUUAGGUUGGUUAAAUCUGCAAAGACCCUAUUUCCACAGAAGGUCACAUUCACAGGUUCUGGGUAGACAUGAACUUCUGGGGGACACCAUUCAACUCGGGACAGUGGAUUCUGAUGGCAGGACGAGGUUCUAAAAUACAGAGGCUGCUGUCCUCUUGCCCUUCCUAACUGUUCUCUCCCUCUCCCCU